GAAUUGAGUUGGCAUUGUUUGGUUUGUUAACUUUGUAUCGAUCAUCUAUAUACAUAAAGGAAAAUAAGCCGAAACAAGAAGAAGGAAUAAAGAACACGUACAUACCAUUGCUUCUCAGAAGUCAGAACAAACAACCUGGUAAUCUGACAUAGUCAUGGCUCUCCAGUCUCAUCCCCAACCGCCACCACCGUCAUCGGAGGACAAGACGGAGGCUCUAGAUCCUCUGCUUCAUGCAUUCGGGUUCAAGGUUGAAGAAGUGACACCACAUAAGAUCUGUGGUCACCUCAGAGUCACCGAAAAGAGCUGCCAGCCAUUCAAGGUGUUACAUGGAGGUGUCUCAGCUCUGAUAUCCGAGUCUCUGGCAAGCAUGGGAGCUCACCUGGCUUCUGGUUUACAAAGGGUGGCUGGAAUUCACCUCAGCAUCAAUCACAUGAAGCGAGCUGAGCUCGGUGAUCUUAUCUUUGGUGAAGCCUCACCUAUCAGCGUUGGCAAAACCAUUCAGGUAUGGGAGGUCCGACUUUGGAAGAUUGAUCCUUCAAACUCAGGCUUAAAGUCCUUAGUAUCAUCAUCAAGAGUUACUCUUCUAUGCAACAUGCCUGUGCCAGAGCAUGCAAAAGAUGCAAGUCAAGCCCUCAAGAAGUAUGCCAAAUUAUAGAGCUCAUGUACUCUAUUUUGGUUUCACGACUUUCGUGGAUGUUGUUCUGCAAUCAGAUUUUCAUUCUUGACCAUUGGCGGAUCCUUUAAGGGGCAUGACCCUCCCUCGGUGAUUUCAAAAUUUUCUCAUAAUUAUGGCAUAAUAGUGUAUUUAUUAGUGUAAAAUUCAAAAAUUUAGUAUAUAUUAGCCCAUCCAACUGUACAAGAUGAAACUUGAAAGCAUCCAUAGGGGGCAUAGACAUUGACCCAAUGACACUGAGUUGGGAUUGUCACUUUAAAAUUAUAUAAACAAAUGUUAUUGAAGUAAAUUAAAAAUCAAGAAAUAUAAAUCCACUUGAGCGGU
Fragaria vesca subsp. vesca is the source of this 997-nucleotide messenger RNA. Its product is annotated as putative esterase VC_A0580-like. The record is from RefSeq and is a predicted model, not a curated record. The coding region runs from base 155 to 655 and encodes 166 amino acids. Gene Ontology annotation, cellular component: peroxisome. Gene Ontology annotation, biological process: phylloquinone biosynthetic process. Lineage: Eukaryota; Viridiplantae; Streptophyta; Magnoliopsida; Rosales; Rosaceae. The transcript has 3 exons. Gene Ontology annotation, molecular function: 1,4-dihydroxy-2-naphthoyl-CoA thioesterase activity.